GGAGACAACACAAUAUGAAACGCGAGCAGCGCGUCCGACACCGCGUCUUCGGCCCCGUCUUCAGGGACUUCGGAUACUCUAUUCUUUUUUAGUUCUAGCGAGGAACACUGAGCCGUCCUAAAAUUGUGGAAAACUACACGCCAUGGCAUAAUGGAGUCGCCUCACAAUGGAUAUCUCAACUGGCUUCAUCCUGGCGCGUGUUUGUCCACUCUGUGAAAAUCCUCAAUUUUCAGGGAAACCAUUCUGAUUGAACCCUAGUUAUUCUCGACCAGCGGAAGCAGCAACACGCGGUAAUAGAGCAGGUCUCGGCUUAGUUCAGCACAGCGCCUUUCCAAUGAAGAAACCGAGCGGAGGAUCACGGGACAGCUCUGAAUAAUAGAUGCCCCAGGCAAGAGUUUUCCAUCAUCCUCCCAAGAUAAGGUAUUUUUGCCUUUGAGACACCAGUUCUCGGAACUUGAAGUCCCAAUGAGUGCCGUUUACAGACCAUCCCACACAAUCGCCACAAAUCCCAUUCUUGACUGCAAGAACACCAUCGAUAUCACGCCUCAAGCCUCUGUUGUCGUCCGAUUCACCUGCGGAAUCUCCAAUAGCUCAUCAGCCAAGAGAUGCUUCUCUUGAUCAUGCACUGAGACUUCGAUGCUUCCGUCACUGUGGGUGGCUGGGGAAGACGGCUGCGACUCAGCUCCCACACGCUCCUACUGCACGCCCUCUACAACCCUAAUUCUAACCACUAGGCUCAUACACCUGAUAUCAUGGAUCCACUGUGCUUCGCGGUCGCAUAAUGGGCCGCUCGUGGUGCUUCUCUUUUGAGCACUUUGUUUUGUCGGUGUGUUACGCGUGCGCGUCCUCUCCCUAGCCGACCAGGAAAAUGUUAGGCACCUUGCUUUCCCAUACCCUGCUGACUUGCUCUUUGACAGAUACCAGAUGGUCUAGCGUCAUGGCUUCGACUGAUCUUUGGCCCAAACACCUCGUGCUUGGUGUGCACCUGGGCCCAUGCUUCAAAUCCGAGGACCCUUCUCACGUAACGGAAAAUGUCAUAUCACACACUGGACCCUAAAACGAAAGACUGUCCAUCUGGAAUGCUUCCCGAAUCUCGAUGAAUGCAUUGUGAACACAGGCUUGUGUUUUACGCUGAUGAAAAAGGCAUAGAAAUGUCAUUUCAAGUCCCAUCUGCUUGUCCAAGCAUAGUCUUAUCGCUUGGUGAUCAAGUGUACGAGCAUUUUUGCUGCUACGAUGGAUUUCCGGAUCUUGUUCCGGGAGGGUCAAGUUGGGUAAACGGCCAGCGCUAUUCAAAACUGCCCAAUCUGUCACGACACCCAAUCAUUUAAAUAGGGCGAGCGGUUUUGGUGCUUCAUUCGCCCAGAAGGCAGACCUGCUCGGCCUGCUCCAUUCCUAAACUGCUUGUCCAGGCAAUCAGGCUUCCGCUUCGUGCAUGCAGUUUAGCCAGUUCUGGUCAUCAAUAACCCAAGUGGGCUAUGCAGCGUAUCCUUGACAAUUCAGAACUUUGAACGCCAUGCAUGGCUACCGAGACGUACGCUUUGGUCAUAUCGAGAGCCUCAUCACCUUUCGAGACAAACGGGUUCAAUGAGACAGGGCCUGCUACGACUCUGAAUGGCCUCCUCAUCGCCGCAUCAGCGGCAUUACUCACCAAUGCCGAUGUGAAUCCGAUAUGAAGGCCGCCCAAAGUCGUUGCCCAACUGCCUCAGCAUAUCCCAUUGGUGAGCAAAGGGAUACCGCCAUUAUGACUCGAAGAGAGGCUGCGAUUAUCGGACACUCACUCUAGCCCCCACGACAACGCAGAACCUCUCUAAUUCAGUCAUUUCGGUUUCAGAUGCACAUGCUUUUCGGUUCCCCUGAUCUAACGCAAUAUUGAUUCCAGUACUGGAUCAUAUUCAUUCUAUAUCCGGCAUGAAAGACAACCGGGAGAUCUCCUGGGUAUUAUUCGUGACGCAGCCUUCCAUAUGACAUUCUUCCUAGAACAGGAACAACAACGCAGGUCUUGCUAGUACUAGACUCCAAUCUUUGAUAUCGCGUUGUCCUUUGUGUCUCCCUCCGUUCCACCUUCACAUAUCAUCAUCCAGGACUCAUUCUGACCGAGUGUGGCCCGAUUGCGCUGAUAACUUUACUACGGCCUAGAGUCAUUUUGCGCACUCAAAGAAUCAUAUAUGGAUUGACUACUGGUAUUCCACCAGCACGCAGCAGAAGAGCUUGGAACACUAACUGGUUACCUCUCUUUCAUUUAUCAAGUGGCGUAGGGUAUCUCCCGAACAUGCGGUCUGGAUCCCUGUCCGAGUUUGGGCCCACGUUCAUCGUAUGCGAAGAGAUUUCCAGCAUAACGAUCCACCGUUCUGGAUUUUGCUGUGUCUGAGCAAGGAUUUCAGGCUCUUGACAGCAUCAGCCUCGGCAAGUAUCAUGUCAUAUCACGAGGCUGCGGCUGGCAAUCCCGGAGACAGAGGUGCCCUGUGUCUAUAACCCCCGCGCCUUAGUAUUCGAUUUCUGAAACACUCACGGACAUCAACAUGAUGAAAUUGUCCACGCCACAAUCUCACCCAAGGGAUUAAAAGUUGGCACAUGCGGCAUCCCAGGAUAAAGAUUCGCCGACAAUACAACUUGGUAACCCAGAAAUGUUAACGUGGGACAGGUAUGUCGCAGCCGACAAGCUGCGAUGACGCUCACAACAUCUUGGAACAAGGAAAUCUCACGUUGCCUUCUGGGGGACGAAACAGACCGAAUUGUCUUUAUAUGGACUAGUAUUGUUUUGCAAGUGCAAUUUGGACCCCAAUCAAGUGUAUUUUGCGAAGCUGGGGUAUCCUUUGCAUAUCAACAUACCGAAUACUUUGAAGUGAAGGCAUUGAUAGCAACUGGUCUCCAAGCUAUCUAUGGAACCUUACUUCUCAAACACCGCAGUAUGCAUUAGUCAAACAUGGGAGCCAAGUUCGUAAAACUGCGACCCAUGAUAUCAUCCACUUGUUGUUUUAGAUAAAGUCACACAUCUUGUAUAGCGAUUGUCGACUACUUUUAACGUCUGACACUGGGGUCGGCCAGUAGAUCACCAUCGCUAUUAGGAGUUAUUCAAGUAUCUUCAAGAGUACUUGAUAGCUGUGCCUUCUGGGCAUCAUGGUCAUCACGUCGGACAUUCUGCCUGGUCAACUAACGAAGAUGUGAUACCUGGAACAUCGUCAGGCGCACGAGGACAAAGAAAUACCAGGACUUGAGCGUAAGUGUACUUGACCUUGGCUCCAGGUACGACGACGAUGAUCCGCAAUGGGAUAAUCGUUUCUUCUUCCUAUGUAGAGAAGGUCCAACGGUGAAUAUGGCAGAGAGAAACCUUGUGCCCUUUGCCGCAUCUGGGACACGACCCUGACAGCUGAGAAAGGACCUGUUAGCCACUUGAUCUCACGAGCGGAUGUGUUUCUGAAACAAGUGGCUUAGACAAAAUGCUGGGCCUACAAGGUUUUGACAGAAGGAAGCGGGGGGUACCCGGGCAGCUGGGCCAUGACGGGUUGAAACGGAUGACAGUCCCAAUAUCCAACAGCUCUCUACGACAGUAUCUUUCCUUAUGACCAUGCAUGCAGUCUGGAAUACGCGGUUACGGAAAUCAAUGGACAACACCGGAGUAUCCGGGCAAAAGGGACAUCGGUUCCAGAAUGCAUAAACGGAUUGCGCCACCAGGACCUCAAAUACACUGAUAGCCUUCGCAAUGCUCCGUGUUUAACAUAACUGGCGGGUAAUGCACCUCGAUCUUCUUUUUCAUACGAACCUGGUGGUACAUAUGGCUAAUAGGAGUUGGCGGAGAUGCAUUCAGGCCGGCGGUAUCGAGAACUUCUGGUGUAGAUAUCCCAUGCACAAACACAGCACCACGCCGCCAUCAUGAACCGGAAUUACAUCGAUAGUUCAGUCCUUAGCUGAAUCUGUCUGAUGUUAGGUUCUGGCGAGUUCAUUGUGAAAGCAGCCUGACCGUACCUAACAGAUGGGCUCGCGGUGUCAUUGUGUCGUGAACGUCGUUACACUGGUAACUGGUGCCUUGAACACACAUCACCCUUGUUGGUGGCUUUUCAAAUUAUCGUCAGCCAAAUUAUCUGCGGGCAUUCUGCGCCAUGUUAUCAGUUUUGUUCCCACGAAUCGCUUUUGAUACCACGGGGCCUUGUGCUUCGUCAUUGGCGAUAGGUCCUGAUCUUACACUAUUGAGAAUGGGUUUAUGUAUCUCUGCCUGUCAAGAAAAUGGCUCCCAGUUCAUAUAUGUACCCCUAUCAUCAGAUCUCUGUGCCUUGGUCUCCCAAGGACCUCCAGAGUCUGGGACGGUCUGCGUCACUCGAAAUCGUCGCCCCUUGUGGGCACCCAUAUCAGCUCUGUUCACCAGUCACACAACAAGAGAUCUCGUAAUUGAUUAGCAAAUCCGCUUCGGUAGAUGCUCCUAUCACAAGGGCAACAAUAGCACAAUGUGUGUCAUGGUUCAGAUGCUGAUGCUCGCACACACUUCGCCCAGUGUAUCGCCGUUGCGUGCAAACUCCUCUGUUGUGGUCUCGGAGAAUGCAAAUAUAAUACGAGAUGGGGAUGCAUUUGCUCAACACACUAAGUCGUAUGCAUUUGCGCCCAUUCUUGUUUUCAAGACUGUAUCCGAAGCAGUGAGAUAGAAAAGCCUAUUAGCAGCUGCUUAGCCUGUUUUUUUUUUUAGAACAAGAAUGAGACUCGACAUUCAGUCGAACAUCUUUCGACAUGAAGUUGACGAACUUCCCUACACUCAUUCCUGCCUUCACAGCUCAAAUCGCCAUAAAUGAUCCUCUUGUCAUCACCUCUAACCUCCUCAACAUCCCCUUUCUCCCCAAGGCGGGUACUCUCCUCUCUGAGCCGGGAUAUGAGCCUCCUCUAGAGGCGACGUUCAUCCAUGGCAGCGACUUCAUUCGGCGUGAUCCUGAUGGUCAAUGGGUCAAGCUUGAAGUAACAAGUGUUGCGCGUGAUACUUCUGGCUCCCUGUUGCGUUUUAGCUACAAUGGUGUCGUCAACAUGGCGGGGGAUGAGGGGAAAGUGAUUCGAGGAGAUACGAAUGCCACGACGACUGGCUUUGGAAAUGCAUUUGUGCAGAUUAGGUUCGAGACUGACGCUCCUGGGUUGAAACUUCUGCAGGACAAGUUGUAUGUUGGCUCGGGCAGAUUCGUUAUCGAGGAAGAUCGACCAGUCAUUGUGGAAUACAAAAUCAGCGAGGUAAGCGCGCAGUGCAACAAGGGAUCGAAGAAUGACUGAAAGGCAUGACGGGACGAGAUAUCGAUUAGCCCGGGUAUGGAUUGAGUAAUCUGAGAGCAGGAAUCUAUCGUUUGACAAGAUGGGUCACGUUCGUGAUUUUCUACACUACGUUGCUUCAGUUUUCGAGAUCUAUUUGUGUUUGGGGACCUAGAAACAAGCCUCACAUCGAUACGUCAAAGUUCCUAGUUCGUAUGUCUACCACCAGUCGUGUGUCCCCUUCAUAGUCAAGCCCCCCUCGAAGCACUAAGUCGUGGCCCCCGAACUCCAGUCUGCAGCUCUUUUGCUACUGCAAGAAUAUGCUUUAUCAUGCGGUCCCAUUUAACCUGCCUGGUUUAUCAACCCUCCGACUCCAGGCUGGAUACAGGCCCUCCAGAUUGUGUACAUGGGAGUCGAUCCACAGGAUCGAUACCCCAACUUCUCCGCCUCUCGUGUUACGCUACACCGGUACUAGUCCAUGCUUAUUGGGGGACAUUGGAAAGCUGCAGAAGACGCUCGCCGGCGCGGAUGUUGGCAUACUCAUAUGCCUUGGACUCGGGAGGAAAAGUUCCGUUGGCGGCCCAAAGAUCGAUCAGAGGCUGCAUGGGCUCCAGCUCAGCGGGCUUGAGCAUAUCCAGAGCCGUAGCCGUCAGGACGAAGUGUGAGAAACAACUGUUGAGCUGCUUCUCCAGGUUGAGAUGGUAAAAUGGCUCGGUGAAAUGAGCCCAGUAGAGAUGAGCAUAGACUCGGAACAUUUGUCGGAAAAUCAUCUGGCAGAUAUCGACGAACUUAUCAGGGAAGCCUGAUCGCUUUCCGAUGUACUCGGGCUCGCCAGGGUUCGAGAGUUGGGACAAAGGUGUGGUGGUGAUGGAGGGGUUGUGGGCGUACGAGACACCAGAAGGGUCCGUUGGGAAGAUGUUGGUGUCGUCGAUUUUACCAGAAAUCCAUCGCUGCAUAAGAGUCAUGUACUCAUAGGCGGGAAGCUCAACAGGCUCCCUGUUACGGUUGAGCCAGGUAAAAGAGUGGUUACUAGCGAGCGUAAGUGAAUGUAUGGUCCGAUAAGAGUGUUGAUUACUCACGCUCCAGCAGACAUGCGAGGGCAGCUGGUAGAGUUGCAGAUGGAUGUACCAUCAUCCUCCUUUUCGUGGAGAACCCUAACAAAAUUCCACAGGUUGCGGUAAUGCUCAACAACUGAACGGCGUUAGCACCUGUAAGGACUCAUUGUGAUAUCAGAGUUUCAUUCUCACCCUGGUGUGCAAUCCACUCGCCUUGCUCGACCGUCUUGGGUCGGGCGCUCAGUGUCAUGAAAUUACCCUUUACUAUGUGCUUAGCAUAUUGGGCAUUGAGCCACAGAGGGAGAGGUCGAGGAAGAUGAUAGGAAGAAAUUAGUUCGUCGCCGCUCAUGACGCCGCUAGAGUCAUCCAUGCCAAUGGUCUGAGCGAGUGAAGGAGAGUUAGGCAGAGGGGGGACCUUGGGAGCUAAGCUAGCUGAGGAAGAUUGGCUCCCUUGAGUAGGCAGCUCUGGCGGUGGAGGCUGACUGGCAGUAGAACCAGUUGGGCUCUUUUGAGGGCCAGAAGAAGGCUUAGCUGAGCCACCUCGGAAUCGAGCGUUACUGGUGAUGUUAUGUUAGCAAGCGUAAUGAAAUGGAUGCUAUCGAAAUAGGACCAAGGUGAGGAAGGAACAAAAAAGUCACUUCAAGUCAG
This is a messenger RNA of Fusarium odoratissimum NRRL 54006, 6920 nucleotides long. RefSeq lists its product as uncharacterized. The record is from RefSeq and is a predicted model, not a curated record. NCBI's taxonomy places the organism in Eukaryota, Fungi, Ascomycota, Sordariomycetes, Hypocreales, Nectriaceae. The transcript has 3 exons. Bases 4717 to 5241 code for a protein of 174 amino acids.